AUGUUGAAACCUACAUAUUACGGUUACUAUCUGGAUUCCUUCGUAGUGGAACUUGUGGAGAAAGACAGCAUCUAUUUCCCUGCCCAAGGGCCAUCCAUCGAAAACGUACGAAAACUCCUCUGCAAUCACCCGGAAUGCCUCCACGCUAUUGCAGAGCACUAUGAAUCUAUCUCCAGCAGUGAAGCCGCCGCUCUUAUGAACGCUUACGACAAGCUGUCUACAUUCCUAGACGUAAAUCGUGUCUUGAUGAUGGAGUUCACAUCAGAUCCAAAUGUCACUUGGGCUGUUUUCACGGAUAUAAUUUCCGUGGAUAAGAGCCCCGGCGCUAGGUAUAAACACCCGGCAGAGAGGAUGGGCAAGUCGCAUUACAAAUAGAGGACUUUGGUUGGUAACUAACUGGAAACCAUCACGGAAUGUAGGGAUGAAAGCGAUCUAGGUAGAUCGAAACGGUCGCGGAUGGGAUGCUGCAAGGCGCGAUAUCCGGCCCACAGUGAUUGUGCAGAGCUUGGGAAGGAUUCCAAAUAUUCUUCGUUCUCUGCAGAUUUCGAACCCAGCCAGGGGUACGACUGAAAAAAAAAAAUGAAGGUAUUCAGAUCCACCCGGGUUUGUGUCUUAUAGAUUAACAGCCACGGACACAUUCCGAAUAGGCCAAUAGAAACCUACUAUUUAUACACAUGGACUUUUUGUAAAAACAUGUGAAAUUCCGGGCCGAGGGAGAAAGAGAAACAACUGCGAAGCAAGGCGAACGCCCACUUUAACAUUACCCGAGUGGAUCGGAUCAGGAUGAGUUCUGAACAAGAUUAAUCUAGUUACCUAGUAUUGCCGGAG
Molecule: messenger RNA, 828 nt
Organism: Aspergillus ochraceoroseus IBT 24754
Lineage: Eukaryota; Fungi; Ascomycota; Eurotiomycetes; Eurotiales; Aspergillaceae
Exons: 4
Coding region: 1-375 (124 amino acids)
Source: RefSeq, a predicted model, not a curated record